Molecule: messenger RNA, 1131 nt
Organism: Hyaloperonospora brassicae
Lineage: Eukaryota; Oomycota; Peronosporomycetes; Peronosporales; Peronosporaceae
Source: the annotation of a GenBank genome assembly
AUGCACCGCGCGCGGGUGUUCGUCGUCGCUGCGGCGCUGAGCAGCGCACUGUGCGCCGCUGGUCCGAAGGUCGACAUCCGCGUCAUUCCCCGACCGCGAGUGGAAGCAGAAGAAGAAGCAGAAGAAGCGGGAGAGAGUCCAGUGUCGCUUCUCACCCCGUCUCGCGACCCCUUUCCAGUGUUCGAAGGUCCUUUUGCCGAUGAAGAGAGACUGCCGUGUUUUCGAGAGGAGCGAGCGAUAGAUCUGGGCAAAAGCUACAUUUUUGACUUGUGUCUGCUAGCAAACGCAACACUUGAGAUCAUUGUUGAGGACGAGGGGGUGGAAGAAGUCGAGCUGGAUGCGGCUGGUGACGUGUCGGAGCCUCUUGAUGCGAAGAAGAAACACGUGACUGCAGAGCUGGACGAAGGGCCUACACCAGAGAAGGCGAAGCCAGACCUUAAGAUGCUGGGCAUCUUCCGUGGCUGGCACAUCGAUCCGAUCACGUUGAGCUACAAGUACAUGAUAUUCGACGACGGAGACAAGUGUAUGGACGGUGACCGAAAGUACUCGGUAACGGUCGAGCUGGUUCCUUCUAGCGACCCGGAAUCCAGCACGAAGCUGUAUGGGCUGAAAAGCUCGGGCAUGUGCACUUUCGAGGCGUCACUGCUUACCUUUGUCCCGAACGAAGACCGUGUUGCAAGGCAGGGGAUUCACACACCCGGCGUGGUCGACAUCAGCAGCGCAGAGGCAGUGUUGCCCGAGAUCUGCGGCAAGAUGAAGUGUAGUUACGAAAAGAUUGCGAGACGAGUGUACGAUCUGUCCGUUCAGAUCCGCGACGUCCAAGAUACCUUGGCGGAUGGGUCGUCGAAAGCAGUCUCACUGUUUACCAACAUGACUCUAGAAGCAUCGAAAAACACGCUGGAGUCUGCGGCCCAAAUCGUUCGGAAGUCAGUCGAGUUGUUCCACGAUAUUGAGGUUCUGCAGCAGUCGUUGAGUAAUGACUGGCUGGGGCGCGAAGAAGCGGCCAAGCGAGAGAUCGCGCGGCAGGAGGCGGAGGGUGAAAAGAGGAAGAUGGAGCAAAGUGUCGCCGAAGGUGCCUCAGCGGCUGCUGUAACUGUCGGAGAACAGGAGCAAGCGGUUGCGGAGAGCUGA